Eupeodes corollae is the source of this 705-nucleotide messenger RNA. It is a transcript of the gene CSN8, whose product is annotated as COP9 signalosome complex subunit 8. NCBI's taxonomy places the organism in Eukaryota, Metazoa, Arthropoda, Insecta, Diptera, Syrphidae. The record is from RefSeq and is a predicted model, not a curated record. The transcript is spliced from 4 exons. The coding region runs from base 106 to 663 and encodes 185 amino acids. Gene Ontology annotation, biological process: protein deneddylation; COP9 signalosome assembly. Gene Ontology annotation, cellular component: COP9 signalosome.
CUAUUUCACAAAAAAAAACUAAAAAGAAAUAUACCAAACGAAGUAAUCAAGUUAAGAAGAAAUUCUACUAUUUUAAUAAAUUUAAAAAACAUACAAUUAAAAAACAUGCAACCCGAUAAAUACACUGAUUUGGUAAAACAACUUGAGGAUGAAGAAUUAGAGUCCUGUAUCAGUGCUGAACAAUAUAUCCAACUCCUUGCUGCAUAUUUAUACCAGGAUGAUCUGUCAAAUGCAAAAUACCUAUGGAAACGAAUACCACAAAGUACUAAAACCGGCAACAAAGAACUUGAAAAAUUAUACACCUUGUGCUUGGCUCUGAAGAACAAUAACACCGCUGAAUUCUUCAAAGCCAUUUCCUACACUUGGUCUCCGGCUAUUAAGGAUCUCAUGACAGAUCUAGAAGAAAAAAUACGACAGGAUGUCUUUACUUUGGUUGGGAAAUCAUAUACUUAUAUCUAUGAGAAUAAGCUAAUGGAGUUAACAGCUCUUGCCCAAGAUCCAUUGAGAAAAGCAUGCGAAUCAAUGGAUUGGAAAUUAGAACAAGAUGCUCAGCAACAGUCUUUGGUUGUGCCGAAACUCAAACCUAAUGCAGAAUUAAUUAACACACCAUCUGAAGACCUUUUGUAUACCCUAACUGAAUUUGUGUCUUUCCUGGAGAAUUAAUAAUAAAAGAAGAGAAGUUUUGUUUUAUUUUGUGAAGAAGAA